This is a messenger RNA of Gryllus bimaculatus (two-spotted cricket), 294 nucleotides long. The record is from the annotation of a GenBank genome assembly. NCBI's taxonomy places the organism in Eukaryota, Metazoa, Arthropoda, Insecta, Orthoptera, Gryllidae.
AAUAGCUUACAAACUGAAAAUACUACGUACGUAAAACCCAUGCAGUGUGCACAAGAGAAGUCAGGAUCAGUUACCAUGGUAAGAAGUACUGACAAGAAAAAUUACCGAAGAAGUGCUUCAGAAGCAGUAGAGGAUUAUAUGAAUCCACAUUAUGUCAUUCAUCAGCUUAUAUAUUCUGCUGCUUUCAGAACACUAAACCCAUCAUUACAGAAGUUUCACUCAGUAUCAUUUCCAGAUUCGCUAUCUGCAAAAAAGAGAAUGUCCAACGAAUAUGAUUAUGCACAUGUGACAUGA